Messenger RNA from Scophthalmus maximus (turbot), 3794 nucleotides. RefSeq names its product CaM kinase-like vesicle-associated, like (gene camkvl). Bases 268 to 2697 code for a protein of 809 amino acids. NCBI's taxonomy places the organism in Eukaryota, Metazoa, Chordata, Actinopteri, Pleuronectiformes, Scophthalmidae. Gene Ontology annotation, molecular function: ATP binding; calmodulin binding; calcium/calmodulin-dependent protein kinase activity. Gene Ontology annotation, biological process: peptidyl-serine phosphorylation. The record is from RefSeq and is a predicted model, not a curated record. The transcript is spliced from 12 exons. Gene Ontology annotation, cellular component: intracellular anatomical structure.
AGGGCGGCAGUCAGAAACAAGCAAACUAAUUCUCACCGAAGAACAGACAGUCGUGCCAGAGCGCAGGCUGCGGUUACUUCACCUCUCUGACGCUCUCUUGUACGUCAGCAAAAUAGGUUAUUACCAUUAUUUUUUUUUCUUUUUUAUCCCCAACUCGACUCCUAGGUACCAAGUCGGACCAGAGUUUCCAUUUUGGAUAGUGGGGGGCUGCAGAACACACGCACCCACACUUCUCCAGAGCCGCGACAAGUCAAGGUGAAUGACGUCAUGCCAUUUGGGUGCCUUGCCCUGCGAGAUGGGCGGAAUUACAAUAACAUCGCUGAUGUCACAGACAAAUAUGAGAUUGGACAGGUCCUCCGAGCGAAGGAGUUCUGCGAGCUGUGCCUGGCUAAGGACAGACAAACAGACAAGGUGUUUGUCUGCAAGAAAUUCCUCAAGAAAGACGGCAGGAAAGUCCGCAAGGCUGCCAAGAACGAAAUCAUGAUCCUGAAAUUGGUCAACCACCCAAACAUCCUCCAGCUGAUCGACACGUUCGAGACCCGGAAAGAAUACUUCAUCAUUCAGGAACUUGCCACAGGAGGAGACGUAUUCGACUGGAUUCUCGACCAGGGGAAUUACACAGAGAGAGACGCUUCCAAUGUCAUCAGACAAGUCCUUGAGGCUGUGGCUUACUUACACUCCCUCAACAUAGUUCACAGGAACCUGAAGCUGGAAAACCUGAUGUACUACACAGAAAACAACCACAACAAAGUAGUUCUGCGAGAUUUCUACCUGUCCAGGUUUGAGAACGGAGCCAUCACGGAGCCUUGUGGAACACCGGAGUACCUGGCUCCUGAAGUGGUGGCUCGCCACCGAUAUGGUCGUCCUGUGGACUGCUGGGCUGUGGGUGUUAUUAUGUUCAUACUUUUAUCAGGUAACCCUCCUUUCUACGAUGAGACAGAGGAGGAGAACACAGAUCUACAUAAUCGCAUCAUCUUCUGCCGCAUUGUUGCUGGGGAGUUUGAGUUUGACUCUCCUCACUGGGAUGACAUUUCCCCUGCAGCCAAGGAACUGGUCUGUCGACUAAUGGAGGUGGACCAGAUGCUGAGAAUCACAGCACAAGAUGCACUUUGGCAUGAAUGGAUUGCAGGUAAUGGUGCAUCAGAGAAGAACCUAAAGGACGGCGUGUGUGCCCAGUUUGAGAAGAACUUUGCCAAGGCCAAGUGGCGGGAGUUAAAGAAAGCAAUCCGUGUGACCACCUUCAUGCAACGACUGAAGAAUUCAGAGGCAUUAACUGACAGUUCAGCUGAAGCUCAGGGCAGUGAAGAGGCAGGAGAUGGUGAAGGAGGUGUGUCUCAGGGUACAAGUGAGGAGGGAGACAAAGGUGAUGGAGGCGUGACGUCAAGUAGUGUGUCUUUAGAGGUUACUGUUGAAAACACCCCCGCAGCUAUGGACCAGGAGGAGGGGCGGAGUAAUCUAGGCGAAAAACAGGAGGAAAUAAAGAUGACUGUCGGCCCGUCUGUUGGAACUUCCCCAUCAGAUAUUCAGGACCCUCUAUGCCACUCGAAUACAGCUACCAAACUCACACAAGAGGAGUCUGAUAUGGUUGGUGCAAAGAAAGCAGCAGGUGAUGGAACCAGGAAAAUGGCUGCCAAUUUUGGGCAAAAUAAAUUUGUCCCAGAAUCCAAACCAACCCCUGCGCCGAUGCACGACCCCACCAAGCUGUCAGACGGUUCUUCGGGAACCAAUCUUGACAAAAAGCACACAUCCGCGUCCCCUGAUCCCAGCAGCAAACGUAAAAUGGCUGCUACGCUCCAUGGCCCUCCACCCACAGCGUCUGCUGAUGCCACAGCCUCAUCAGAGAAGAAACAAGCCCCACAGAAGCAAAAGAAGGAUGAGAUGGACAGAAGCUGGUGUCAGACACAAGUACCCGAGGCCGUGGCAGAACGGUCAGUGGCAGCAUCACUCACUCCAGCAAUAGGGCCUGGAGCUGAGGUGGAUAUAGGACUGGGAGUUAGGUUAAGAGGUGAUGGUAGCCCUGUUAUUAGUGGGGAUAGGGAUUCCAGGAAAACAGACAGAUACAGUGCAGAGUUUAGCAUAGCCAGGGCAGGGCCUGCAACAGGGCGGGGUUGUUAUGCGGUAGGAAGUUCUGCUAGUUUGGGCCGUCAUGCCACACCAUACAACCCAGAGGUCGGAACUGUAGGGAUGGGGAUGGCAGGGAGCUUCGGGAGUCCAUACAGCUCCCUGUAUACAAGUGGCGCAGGGAUAGGUUUCUAUGGAACUGGGCUACAGCAUGGAGGUGGUGGGAGCAGCACCACAAGCGACUGGCAAAUGGACAGUGUGAUAGAGCAGAUAGAAAAGCAAAUGGCAGCCGUGCUGGAGAAGAUUGAGGGAGACAUGCCUUCACUGCUCGAGCAAAUCAGUGACUGCCCCGCCGAACAACCGCGUGCCCGGAGCACACACGCCUCACCUGCCACCUCCCGCGCACAACACGCCUCACCUGCAACUUCGGCCACGCCGCCGCCUCUUCCCACCUCUCCCAGGCCCACCCUGCCAUCUCUCCCUCACCUCACUAUCCCUCCUCCCUCCUAUCCCCCACCUUCUCCACCCACACAAGCCUCACCCCAGGCUGCAGGAGAGCAGGAAGACAGGGAUGGACGUAAGAGCGCCGCUUGUUCCAGCCAGUCUCCCAGAUCUGAGAUGGGCAGGGGUCUAUGAAGCUGGUGUGCAUGAGGCAAUGUGCAACACAUGGAGGGUUCAAUGACUCUCUCACCCAGAAGUAUUAUCCCGUUUGCCCACCAGAAGAAAGUGAUAAUGUUGUUUGGCUUGGCUGUUUAUUCAUAUUGAGAUGACUGGUUAAGAGAAAUCUACCUAGGGCAUUCCACUAACUGUGGUUUAAGGAGAGUAGACUACUGUAUUUGUCUUCAUGACAGCUGCAAAGACCAAGAUUGAGUUUGUUUGCACCUCAAAUACAGAUUUUGUGCGUGAGUGCUCACCACACAAUCACUUCACAAUGGCAUCCGAGCACGAAAUAACAAGUCUACUGAAAUAAAACAGUGUGGUACAAUUCUCAGCUAACAAUGCGAGUUAACAGCUGAGCGAGUAUUUUGAUUUUGCAUUAUCCCUAGAAAAUGUAAAUACAUACAAAAAUGGGUCCCUAGUUCUUGCUCUGCUCACAUGUUGUGACCUUCCUUAUAUUUAAACAACCUUUUUUUUUCAAAUGAGCUCGUCCCUUUUCAUUUUAUUUUUGCAUUCCUGUUGAUUUAUAUAACUAUUCCUACUGUAUUGAGGCUGCAAAAUCCUGAGCUUGCAGUCGCACAUUUGUCAGACGUAAGUGAUACUAAACUGAGGAAGCAUUUCCACUGGCUGCUUAAACUUGAACUAUCACUCAAAGUCUUGUGAGUUGCUCCACACAUCUUGGAGAGUGGGGGACAAAAUGUUUAGAUGCAAGAUAUUGUAUAAAGGCUUUGCAAUAAAACACACACGAACGCAUGCACGCAUGCACACACGCACACACGCACAGAUACAAAUAAACACUUUUCUUUUUUACCAGAGUUCUCCAAAAAGCCCAGACCAGAAAGCUUGUUUUUCGUCAACACAUUCAUUUGGCUCUGUUAGAUCGGACAGUGUCGUCGAUAUUUGCUCCUUUUUGUUGUGUGAAAAAAAAAAAUCUUCCUGAAUUUUAUCUGCUUUUGAAUCUCUGUGAUACCAGUUUCUGUGCUUUUUCCUCCUCAAAGUGUCCACACAUCCACUAUCAUGACCCCUAAGUAAUCUGUGCUGUUUGCAAGUCUUUCAAUAAAAUGUAAAAAAAAAAA